Molecule: messenger RNA, 2142 nt
Organism: Cuscuta campestris
Lineage: Eukaryota; Viridiplantae; Streptophyta; Magnoliopsida; Solanales; Convolvulaceae
Source: the annotation of a GenBank genome assembly
AACCCCGAUGACUACCGAAAGAUCUCCUGUUGCACAACCGCCAAGGAGAUGUGGGACAAGCUUGAAGUGACGUACGAAGGUACCGAUCAAGUUCGCGAAGCCAAGAUCGACUUUCUCACCCAAGAGUACGAAAUGUUCCGGAUGAAAGAAGGUGAGAAAAUUGAUGACAUGUUCGACCGGUUCUCAAAGAUCAUCAACGAUCUUCAUGCUCUCAAAAAGACCUACACCAACAAGGAUCUUGUGAGGAAAAUCCUGCGGAGUCUCACACCCGAAUGGAGGUCAAAAGCCGAUGCAAUCUACGAAUCCAUCGGAGUCUCCAACGUCACCAUCGACGGGCUAAGAGGUAAUCUUAAAACCUAUGAAUCUACUAUUCUAACCCCGUCUUUGGAUGAACAAAAGAAAAAGGGGAUAGCUCUCAAAGCCACCAAGGAACCGGUGGAAGAGGCUUCAAGCGAUGACGACAAUGAAUUCGGGCUCGUCAUCAAAAAGUUCCACAAGUUCAUGAAGAAGGAAUUUGAGCGAAAGGGAAGGAAGCACGACGGUCCUCCCAAAUGCUACGGCUAUGGCGAGAUUGGCCACAUCAAGCCAAGGUGUCCAAAGGCCAAACACGGCAAGGACAAGCCUGGCUUCAAGAAGCAAAGGGCCUACAUCUCUUGGGGUGGCGAUUCCGGCGACGAAUCAACCGACCAAGAGGAGGACGAAGCUGCAAAUCUCUGCCUCAUGGCACAGGAAGAUCAAAGCGACGACGUCCAAGAGGACAAGAGCAGGGCCGCCACCUCCGGGAAAUCAAAGUCCAAAUCCCGGGCGCCUACGUCAUCAUCCGAGGAGCGUCUCUACUACAGUGACGGGUCAUACCUUUGGUUUGAUUCCGAGGAGGAGCGCACCCGUUUCCUCACCUUUUUCUCUAAAAGGGUUGUGGCUCCCCCACGGAUCAUCCCAGAGCGCUACCCGGAGCUGCAGGGCUACGACGACCUUGACGCACAGCUUCAUCAAGCCGGCCUUUGGCCGUUCGUCUCUCGGGCGCGCAAGGAGAUCAACCCGGCACUGAUCCGGGCCUUCUACUCCAACCUCCGACGUGAGGACGACGUGCUCUACUCGCUUGUCAAGAGCACGCCGAUUGAGCUCACCGUGGAGCAGCUUGGGCGCAUCGUCGGCCUCCCCUUCCAAGGCGACGAUGUGUCUCACUAUGGCGGAGAGAACUGGGUUCUCAACAACGAGGGCCUUAUCCUCAACGAGCUUGGCAUCACCAAGCUCAUCUGCCAUGCCUCGGGCCGCCCCACCAUCCACUCCGCUAACCCCGAUGGCCGUCUUCUUCUUUACAUUGUCUCCCGGAUCAUCAAACCCAGAAAGCACGGCCACACCAUCAUGUCCGGUGAAGAUCUCAAGCUCAUCCAUGCGAUCAUGCACUCGGGCCCAAUCAAUUGGGCAAAGUUUGUCAUGAUCAACAUGACGAUUGCCGCGUCCACCGACCACGACCACCUCCUCCCGUAUCCGUUCGUGGUGAUGGACAUCCUUGAACGGUUCAAGGUGACCACCACCGUUGGCCCACUCACAAAGGCCACGAAGAUUUGGGUGGUCAGCACCCAAACCUUCAAGAAGUGGUCGGACAACGCCGGACCUGCCACUGCCGUGCAACGGCGCCGCUCUACUGCUGGCCCAGCCGAAGCCCAGGCCCGGGCCAACCUUGCCUCCAUCGCCGACUCCCUCAACCGGCUUCACUUCAAAGUUGACGAGAUGGAUGGCUACCUUGAGCGGCUCGACGAGGCUGUUCAACGCCAAGGGCACGCCAUGAACGCAUACUUCCAACGUGUUAACUACGUCCCCCCACCGUACCAUGGCACGUUCUUUGGGCAAGUGUACGGUGACGAGGACGAAGAGGAUGGCUCCUACGCCCCGUCAAGCUCCCCGGACGAGGACGAGUUCGACGACACCGUUGACGGUGAUGAGAUGGACGUCGACGACGAGGAGGAGGAAACCGAAGACGAAGACUAGGCCGCCCCUAGAAUUUCUAUCUCUUUUGUUUUAAUUAUCCUGUCUCUUAAUGCUUCCGUUGUACUCCGCUAUUUCCCAUCUUCAAUAAAUAAAAAUAAUCUUUUAUCUUUUUGUUAAUGUCAAAAGGGGGAAGAAAAGGGCUAUGCAUAU